Dreissena polymorpha is the source of this 4872-nucleotide messenger RNA. RefSeq lists its product as uncharacterized. Bases 122 to 1474 code for a protein of 450 amino acids. The transcript has 10 exons. Gene Ontology annotation, molecular function: oxidoreductase activity, acting on the CH-OH group of donors, NAD or NADP as acceptor. Lineage: Eukaryota; Metazoa; Mollusca; Bivalvia; Myida; Dreissenidae. The record is from RefSeq and is a predicted model, not a curated record.
UUCGCUCAGUCUCAGUUUGUGACUACAGCGUCUGCAACUUUGAGUGUGACACGCGUGUGAAUUUUGGAUUUAAAUACAAGUAAAAUAUCGUUUCCAAAACCGGUCUAAAUCGCGGAAAAUAAUGGAAGGGGCUACAGAAACUACACGUGUUCUGGUGACCGGCGCGAGCGGCUACAUCGCGACCCACAUCAUCCAGCAGCUGCAGCAAGCCGGGUAUCAGGUUCGCGCCACACUGCGUUCUCUCGAGGACGCAGCUAAGGCGGAGAAGCUGCGGGCGCUCUGCCCGGAAGCGGCGCACGCGCUGGAGCUGGUGGAGGCGGACCUAACUAAGCCAGAGUCAUGGGAACCUGCCGUGAAGGAUGUGACGUAUGUGAUCCACGCCGCCAGCCCCUUUCCCAUGACACCGCCCAAGGACGAGAGUGAAAUUGUGACCCCCGCUGUGGACGGCACUCAGGCUAUUCUGAAGGCGUGCGUGCAGGCCAAGUCCGUGAAGAAGGUCGUCAUGACGAGCUCAUCAGUGGCUGUGAGAUAUGGCAGCUCGGAGCCAAACAAGACGUACACCGAGGAAGACUGGAUGGAACCGGAAGGACUGGACGCGCACGGAAAGAGCAAGGUGAUGGCGGAGAAGGCCGCCUGGGACUACGUAAAGGAACUUCCGGACGAGGACAAGGUUGAGUUGGCUGUGGUUAACCCCUCCUACGUCAUGGGCCCCGUCCUCAACGGAUCCAAGUGCAGCAGCACUGAUGUUGUCAAGCGGCUCCUGGAGCACUCCUCGCUGUGUGUACCUAAGCUGAACUUCUCCAUUGUGGACGUCAGAGACGUAGCAGCCGCCCACAUCAAGGCCAUGACGUCACAGGAAGCUUCCGGAAAGCGCCACCUGGUCACCAAUGACAACAUGUGGAUGAAGGAAAUAGCGCAGGUGUUGUCGAAGGAGUUUAAGAGCCAAGGUUACAGCGUGCCCACGGCCAACUACCCGAACGCUGUCCUCAAUCUGAUCGGCAUGUUCGACAAGUCAGUGAAGAUGAUCAUACCGCAGGUCAACAAGGUCAUCAAGUUCGACAACUCCCGGAUGAAGGAGGUGUUGGGAGUGACCCCACGUGACCUCAAGGAGACCAUCCUCGAUAUGGCGUACAGUCUCAUAGAGGCAGGCAUCGUGAAGAAGUCAAAGAAAUACAGAGGUCCUGGCGGGAUUCAAGCCGAUAAGGAGGAAGAGGUAGAUAAAAAGGAAGAAGGGGACGACAAACCAAAGGAGAAUGGCGAUUUAAAGGAGGGAGAGGAAAAGAAAGAAGGUGACGAAACGAAAGAAGAUGAAAAGAAAGAAGCUGAUGAAAAGAAAGAAGAGAAGGAAGGUGAGGAGAAAAAAGAAGAAAAGGAGGAAAAAGACAAUAAAGAAGAAGAAAAGCCCGCAGAAAAAACAGAGGAGUCAAAACCCACCGAGGAGAGUAAUCCAGAUGAUACGAAGGACGGAGAGUAGAGUCUGUCAGUAGCUAGUACUUCAUUAUUUAACAAUCUUUUGUACGUAUACUUAUAAUGUAAAUAGGCCGCAUUUUGGGAAAACGGGGUCUAAUCCAUGCGCGCAAAGUGUCGUCACAGAUAAGCAUGUUUAGGCCUCAGUGGAAAUCAGGGACGACGCAUUCCGCUUUAAGGGUAUUUUUCGUUUAAGAAAGUCUCUUCUUAAAGAAAAUGCAUUUUAGGCGGAAAGUGUCGACUCUGAUAAGCCUUUGCGGAUUGCACGGACUAAUCUGGUGCGACACUUGACGAACAUGCAUUAAACCCAGUUUUCCCAGAACGAGGCUAGUUUUAACUGCAACACAGCGGCGCCAUCUGCUUGCUAUCAACGGAAGAAUACUCAUGACUGACGGAAGACCGUAGUAAACUUGUACUGACCAAAACUAAGUUUAAGUUCUUGAUUUUGAGUUACUUAUACUUAAAACGUUUUCGAACACGUCUUGGGACCAUACGUGGUUUACAUAUUGGCCGGAUUAAAACUCAUAGAUGUAUGUUAUGUCUUGUGUGAGUGUGAAUACAGACGCUGUGUGGUAUGGUGUAUAUUAUGCGGUCUGUUCAUUACAAUACUCUACGCUGUAGAGAAAUGUUCAUAGGGACACACAUAUGUACGCAGUAACUGCUGUUGAACUGGGACCUUCGUUCAUGCAUAAGGUGUAUUAUUAUUGUAUUACUAUUUCCAUGUCGUAUACUAGUGCGCGCGUUAGAUUGGCAUCCGUCAAGGGAUCAUUCACUAUACUUUCUCGACAAUUAACAUAGCAUUCCUUGUAUGUGCGAUCCAUCACUGCAUUAUCAUCACCGCGUUCAUUGGUCUCGUAGGACGUAAAUACAGACAGCACAUUGGUUGUUUUCGGCUUCAUGACGUUUUUGACUUCAUAGAGGUCGACGUUUUUUGCUUUUAUUUUGUUUAAUGUUUUGGAACAUGAUACAUGUUCAUUAAUGCUUAUUUGAGUUCUUCGUGUAAGGAGACGAAACGCAGUUCAAGGGUCAUUGUGCAAUUAUUUAGGAGCUCAAUAGUACAUGUCUAACUUGCCGCCUGCAGCUGGGUUCGGAGGGAGGGGUGGUGGGCUUCUGUGAGAAAAGAAUGGAUACCGUUACACUGGAAUACUCAAGCCGCUUUGAACUACCGUGAAUAUGACGAUUGGUGUUGUACAAUCACGCUUCAUUCAUUCGCUCAUCCCGGACCGUCAGUUAUCAUGCGCUCAUCCGGACCGACAGUUUUCAUUUCUGCCUUGGUAGUGCCUCUGCAUUGAUUUGUCGCAGAACAAUAAUAAGCAUAACAAGUUUGUAAGUGUUAAGUCAUUAAAAAUGAAUGUCGCAGUGAUAUACAUUGUCUGUAUUGUGUUAAUUCGAAUCGGUUAAGAACUACAUUGUAUUGUAUUUUGACCACGUCUUUUGAUAUAAACGCAAUGUAUUUGUUCUAGCAUGUUUCUGUACUCGGCUGAUCUGUCGUGUCUGUCCUAAGAUAUAUUUACAUGUAUAAUGCCGGCCAGGACAUUUCAUCAUGUAAUUCGCUGUCAAUGUCAUUUUAUUUCUUGCUCCAAAAAUGCCAUUUUGUAUUUUUGUACAGUCUACAUUUAGUGUAUAUAAAUUUGAAGAUGUUCAUUUAUACAUGUACUAUCUUUUGCUACUCUUUGUAUACAUUAAGUAUUAAUAUUAUUUUUUAAAAGUAUGCUUUUGUAUUAAUGUAAAUUUUUAAUGUCUUUAGUGCGUAUAAUGGAGUCAGUUUCAUGAUCAACUUUGCAUUUCCUUAGUGUUUUGUGAUGAUUAGUCAUGAGGUAAGCGCUUAUAAUGAUGUAUUAAAGGGGCCUUUUCACAGAUUCGGCAUAUUUUGAAGUUUGUCAUUAAAUGCUUUAUAUUGAUAAAUGUAAACAUUGGAUCUUAAAAGCUCCAGUAAAAAAUAAAGAAUAACAUAACAUUAAAAAAAGGAAAAAAAAGUAGCCGGUACCAGGGCUCGAACCAGUGACCCCCGGAGUCCUGGAAUUAGUCUGAAUUAAAAACGCAUAAGCCCUCUCGGCUAUUCCGCCGAGUAAACACAGUUUAAGUAUUUUAUACCUUAUAUAAGCAAUCUUCGUAGUUUCGUAAAUUUAAACGAAAACAACAGAACUUUCCCAAUUAUUCAAUCGUUUCGCGUUGCAACGCUUUAUAAUUUUUAGGUUUUCAAAUCGUCAAAAGAUACAUAUAAUGGCUAUAUUAGACUAUGGUAAAUGUUCAGUAAUACUGUUUCCUCACAAAUAUCAUAACUAAAACGAAAAUUUGCGAAUCUGAAACAACUUUUUUCAAUUUUGUCAAUUUACCAAACCGUGCAGAUCCCUUUAAAAACUUUAUUGGUCUAAAGUUAAACAGAAACUUCGUUACAGGAAUGCAGUAUCUGCACAUUCGGCACUCAAUAAUACACACAUGCGGUAAAUAUUCCAAUCAAAUGGAGUAUACGUUCCAGUGACUGAAUUAUAUCGUAUUUUAUAUACAUAUUUAAUGUGUAGAUCUUCAAUACAUUAAUAAUAAUCUCAAAUAAAAUUAUUUUAUUUCAAUAACCGAUGAUAUUGUAUUUAUGUCUUUAUAUUUUAAAGGCCAGUAACUGAUUUUAGUUUACGCGAGGCACAGAUUUGUAAAAAUACAUUAAUAUUAGAGUGAACUUUUGCUUUUUAUCAGCAUCGCUUGCGCCAUCAUUUAUAAACCAUGUUAAAACCAAUAGAAAAAUGUCAUGUGAAACAAAAGAGACCAGUUCAUUUGUUGGAAUCAUCUACUUUCUACACAUUUGUAUUUUUAUACUUAUUUUACUGUAGCGCUUGCCGAUUCGUUCCUUGUUGCCUUGAUCAAUGCAAUCUCUGUGUCGACUGCCUUCCAUAGACUUAGAGACGUAUAGUGGGGAAAGUGUGUGAACAAGUGAGGACAAUUAGUGAACAUGUGAGGACAAUGAGUGAACAUGUGAGGACAUAAUCUAAAUAUAGCACACGAUAGACAUACGCGUUACGGCUUUUUUCUUCAUCAGUGAUAGUUAUAUCAAAUAAAUGGCCCAUAGAAUUCGGAAAAUCUUGUCAUUUUUACGUUCAAUUGUUCUUGUUGUGAAAACACAUGUAUGUGAAUGCCAGCUAUAUCGGCAUAUAUUGUGAACAAAAACACGAUAACAGCUUCCUAGUAUUAUUAAUGUAGUUUUGAUGAAUUAAACUAAAAGUUAAAGAAAAUUAGUUGAAAAUUGCGAACUGGCAUUGCAACUUUCUUCGGAAGUUACUGAGUGUGUUCUCUGCGUCCUUUUGUCGAUAUUGUUGGCUGCAAUCAACUGAAAUAUAACUAUGAUUUGUACAUGUUGCUUUAUUCAGCUUUCAUUUGUUAUAAAUAUUGCGUAUUAAUAAAAUUUAAACGUGA